Molecule: messenger RNA, 2960 nt
Organism: Aureobasidium subglaciale EXF-2481
Lineage: Eukaryota; Fungi; Ascomycota; Dothideomycetes; Dothideales; Saccotheciaceae
Exons: 3
Coding region: 51-2525 (824 amino acids)
Source: RefSeq, a predicted model, not a curated record
GUAAAAUCCCAAUAUCAAUCAAGUACUAUCAUCGCGCACACUCUGCCAUCAUGGCUCAGUUCAAAUCAAAGCCCAAGAAGACAGACCACGACACCGCCACACCCGACAAGGCACACAAAAACACGAAGGAGAACGACAAAUCAGUGACACCAAAGUUCAGCAACCCUCAAAAGAUAAAUGGUGAGACCGAUUCUGCCCCUGCCCCCUCCGCAGAUGCAUCCCUGAAGAACCCAGAUACAAAGACGAUCUGGUCCAAGAAAAACCUGUCUCAGUGGGACGCUCCUGACACUAGCAGCAAUGGAGGCAGUAGCACAAAGCAUACAACACCACGCAAUAACUACUCAAAACAUCAAUCUCAACAUGACUACGUCUCCCCACCGCAUGGAGGCGGUAAAGGUGGUCGCAGGCGCGGCAGGGGAGGUGCUGCUCCUCGAGGCGGCCUCACGCAAACUCAGCCUACUCAACGAGCUACCCAACACUUCGUCGAGUCUUCUCAUGGUAGUGCGAGUAUUACUCUCGAUGCCGGUACAACACCCGCCGCCAGACAGACAGCGGUAGGUGCAAUGAGAGCGAUGGCCGCAAGCUUUCUUCCUCAAGCAGAAUCAGCUACUCAGUCAUCUGGUGGGUCCUCUGGUGUGAGCAUAGGCUCUGGACUUGGUUCUGCGCACUCCAGAACGACCCAGUCUGGUAUCACUCAAGCCAACAGUUACAGUCAAUUCACCCAAAGACACCUCUUGAAGCAGAAUGAACCCUCUUCUGACAGCAGCUUCGCUCAACCGUUCGAUGAGAUCCGCCAGGCCGUCGUCCUCGAAGACGAAAGACCAAGCCGAGUCCCCAGGUCUACGGGUCGAGUUAUCGCGAAGGUGAUUGGGAUUGAGGACGUCACAGAGGAGUUGGAAGCGCUUGAGGCUCAGCAAGUUGCUCAGCAGAACACGCUCGGUGAAAACACUCAGCCUAUGAAGCAAGUAUUGCUCGUCGAAGACCGACCAGCGGAUGAGAAGAGCGGUUACGAAGCCACGGUGGAGAAAGAAACUCAACCUCGCGUCAUUGAAUCCAUCGCGCAAAAGCCCACCACCCAGAGUGACCUGAAGAAAGAUCUCAGGAGAGUUGAAAGCGACUUGGCCUACAGCGAACAGCAAUUACAAGACCUACAGAAGAAGAAGAACGAAUCUGACCUCGAAGUCGCCAAGCUCAAAGGACAAAUCAACGAGUCAAGCGUCGAACUCCAAGCCGCGAACAAAGAGACCGACAACUUGCGCACCCAACUUGAUGAGGCCAACAUAGCGAAGAAGCCCGAUGCUCCCGAGAAGGUUCAGAAGGCUACCUCUCAGAUCGAAGCCGCGAACAGAGAAAGAGAUGACUUCAAAAUCCAACUCGAUCAAGCCAACAAGAAGAUCCAGCUUGGAAUCUGGGCGCUCAUCGAUAAAGACAAUGCUGCCGAUGAAUGGUCCAGAGCCGCGAGAAUCGAGUUCAAUGAUUUGACUGCCCGAGCAAGAGCAAUGGAGGAUGAGAACAUGAGGCUACGCAGUCAGAUCGCAGGAAUCAACGACCUAGUCUCCACGGACGUCAGUAAAGUUGCCGUGAUCGAAGCCACAGCUGCUCUGCAGGAUGAGAAACAAGCUCUUGUAGAGCAAGCCAGAAUCAGAUUGGACGAGCAAAGUCAAAGCUUCCGUGAUCAGAUGGCGGCCGUACGUCGCGAGCUCGAAGAGGCUAAGAGACACAUCCCGGCGGACACCCCCGACGCCGCCGUGGCCGCGCGUACCUCUGCAUCCGAAGACGACAAGCAAGCAAAGGCAACCCUGGACUCGCGACCUUGUCAUGUUUGCGGUGGACUUGUACCAAACAGCAUCGUACUAUCAUGCGAAGAGUGUGCCAGACUCCAGGCUCGUGUGAACGACGUCGAAGGGCAGCAUCCUACUUCCCGAUACGCAACCGCAGUGUCGUCUCCUCCGGGACAGACGACAUCCGGAAUCACACCGUGUUCGACCUGCGGUAAACCCCCUGCACCACCCACCGAUCCUGAUUGUAAAUCCUGCAUCAGAACAAAGUUUAACAUGUGGGUAGCUCGCGCUACAAAGCUGAAGGAGGAGAGAAAUGCAGCACUCGUCACAGUGGAUGAAUUGCAAGGGCGCAUUGCGCUGCGCAGUGGAACUUUGGUGCCAAUUGAUUCAACGCAAGAAUCUAUCAGCGCGGUAGAGGUCGAGUCCGCAGAUCUCAGAGCUCGAGAGGUCUUCCUGGUCGCUAAUCUUGAGAUCGCAAACCAAGAGACGCUGUCGGCGCUUGAGAGACUCUACGAGGCUCAUGAUCAGAUGGCAGUCGACUUCGAACCAGCAAACGAGCAAGAAAAUGCACGCCUUCGCGAGCAAGUUCGAUCUGCCCAAGAAGACGCUAGCAAACUCAGAGCUAUACUCGGCCCUAUCUCGUCAUAUCUUCGCUCGCAUCAGCUUCCCCAGAGCCACGCACAACUGCACACCAUUCGCAGUGUAGUUCUCACAACCACCGAACUCGAUAGAAAAUCUCAUUGAUGUUGUCGAUACGGAGAGCGCGGCCGCCACCAUGCGUCGUCGAGAGGCUUACUGGACUUUAAGAAAAUGAUUCCGCUUCACUUUGGUACCACGGAUGUGCUAAGAUGAGUCAAGAAUGUUUCUAAGAGCUUUAUUUGAAAACAAGAAGCACGAUUCCAUCCCUUGCUCAAUCCUACUGUAAUCUUCAUGCCGAUCUAUAGCAUUUUUCGAGGAGCGCUUGCGCUACGGCUACUCUUGGUGGACUCCUGAACCAUCCCUCAACCUUAUCUUCGGUCUCCGCGUAACCGAAUACUCCUGCCAUUAAUGCACCCCUAUGUCACGAUCUUCUCGGUAUUAAACCUCUCGCCAGGCCCCGACCGAUAGGUCUUACUCCCGUGCCAUGGCUUUCAAUGAUACAUCAACAUUGAACUCCACACUGCUCUCUCACAGCUUAUU